Scheffersomyces stipitis CBS 6054 is the source of this 471-nucleotide messenger RNA. RefSeq names its product adenosine 5'-monophosphoramidase (gene HNT1). The record is from RefSeq and is a predicted model, not a curated record. Bases 1 to 471 code for a protein of 156 amino acids. Lineage: Eukaryota; Fungi; Ascomycota; Pichiomycetes; Serinales; Debaryomycetaceae. Gene Ontology annotation, molecular function: catalytic activity. Gene Ontology annotation, biological process: nucleotide metabolic process. The transcript has a single exon.
AUGGCUUCUGUUGCAUCCAAUGCUUCCUGUAUCUUCUGCAAGAUCAUCAAGGGCGAGAUACCUUCGUUCAAGUUGAUCGAAACGGCCAAGUCAUACUCCUUUUUGGAUAUCCAGCCUACUGCUGAUGCCCAUGUAUUGGUGAUUCCCAAGUACCACGGAGCCAAGUUGCACAACAUCCCAGACGACUACUUAGCAGACAUUUUACCGGUAGUCAAGAAGUUGACCAAGGUGUUGCACUUGGACGAAAACAACACUCCAGACGGUGAAGGUUACAAUGUGUUGCAGAAUAACGGUAGAAUUGCACACCAGAUGGUAGACCAUGUCCAUUUCCACUUGAUUCCCAAGAGAGAUGCUGCAACUGGUUUGGAGGUCGGGUGGCCAAUGCAAGAAACUGACUUUGACAAGUUGGGCGCCUUGCAUACCAAGCUUCAGGACGAAUUGAAGAAGCUCGACGAAAGUGAAAAGUUGUAG